AUGCCGGUGACGGAAAUCCAAAACUCGUUCCUGAACCGCAUCAGCAUCCGUCGCAAUCAGAUCGCGGCCGUGGAAAGCAACAAUAAUGAGCAAGACCAAGAGGACGUGGAAAUGUUCAGCCGCAACGUGGCGGAGCGGUUCACGACCCUCCUCCCGGGGCCUGAGUCCCCCUCGGGCAACCACCCUCAAAUCCUGACCCUCUCCUGGUUCCGACAACUCCUGGACGCGUUCCUCUACUGCGAAGCCGAAUUCAAAGCCCUCCUCCUCUCCACCCGCCCUCCCCUGGACCGCCUCGUCCUGGACCUCCUCGACCGCUCCGUCAAGGCCCUCGACGUCUUCAACGCCGUCACCAACGCCCUCGACCUCAUGCACCACUGGCAGAAGCUCGCCCAGAUCGCCGUCUCCGCCCUCCUCCAAUCCCCUGUCGGGGAAGGCCAGGUUCGUCGUGCGCGCCGCGCUCUCGAUACCCUCAUCGCCUCCAUGUCCUUCGACGACAAGGACACUGCCGGUGGUGGGGGCCACGGCAAGUGGGCGGAGCGGACGCGGCGCCUCGGGGGUGCUCUUGCGAGCCGGGACCGGGGUGGAGUGGGGAGCCUGCGGUCUCUGUCGUGGUCAGCAGCAAAGCAGGUGCAGGGGAUGCUGGCGGCGCCGAAAGGGGGCGAGGCAGGGGGGAUGGCCACGCCGGUCUACAUAAUGAACACGAUGCUGGUGUUCGCGGCGUGGGCGCUGGUGGCGGCGGUGCCCUGCCAGGAGAGGCAUGGGCUGGCGACGAAUUUCCACAUACCUCGGAGCCUGCAGCCGAUGAUGGUGCUGCAGGAGAGGAUCGGGGAGGAGGUGAAGCGCAAGGAGAAGAAGGGGAACCCGGGCCUCAUGGACGAGCUGCAGAAGAUGGAAGCGGCCGCGCAUUCCCUAGUGGACUUUGCCGACGGCUUCGUCUUCCCCUUGGAGGACGGGAGGGCGGAGGAGAUGGCCAAGCAGGUGGAGGAGCUGGCCCAGAUAUGCCACAAGAUGGAGGAGGGGUUGGGGCCCCUGCAAAACUUGGUCAGGGAGGUUUUUCAUAGGAUUGUCAAGAGUAGAGGCGAGAUUCUUGAUGUUUUUGAUAAAUCUUCUGCAACGGUGCAGUAUUGA
Molecule: messenger RNA, 1128 nt
Organism: Salvia splendens (bonfire salvia)
Lineage: Eukaryota; Viridiplantae; Streptophyta; Magnoliopsida; Lamiales; Lamiaceae
Product: protein ROH1
Exons: 1
Coding region: 1-1128 (375 amino acids)
Source: RefSeq, a predicted model, not a curated record